UGGAAAGCAAACAGUGGAGAAAACUGGACCGAUUUACCGCAAUGAACUUUCGCUUUGCAAAUGUACUCCCCCGAUCCUCGUGGGCAGGCCUUUCCAUUGGCGGAGGGUCAAUGGUGUGCCUGCCGCUUCUGGGCUUCGAGCCUUUCCACCUUUUGAUUCACGUGUAGUCGCCAUGGUAACAACAGUGCAUUCCCACGUGCUCCUCUCUGGUGCUCUCCCUGUCCAAUCAUUUGCAUUGCAUAGCGACACUGGCCUGGAACUUUCUUUCGGAACUCCCUGUGGCUUCUGGGAGAACCAGGGAUUUCUGGGAGCCCGGGUGGCCGUUGGCGCCAAGUGCCUCAGAGAACCAUACGCUUCCACACUGCGGAGCUGAGGUGAUCUCUUCAGACCCUUCGGAGAGACCCAGACAUCUGACUUCCCACUGAGAGACCCGGAAUUGCCCAGAGUUUGAGAAAGCUGCAUCAGAGACUGCAACAGUCAGCACACAUUCCUGUCUGAUCAGGCUCCUUCCCUCAAGUCCUCUGCGAUGGCUCUGGCGAUGCUUCGGGACUGGUGCAGGUGGAUGGGUGCAAACGCAGAGCGCUCCCUGCUCAUCCUGGAUAUCCCUGACGACUGUGAGGAACAUGAGUUCCAGGAGGCCGUGCAGGCUGCCCUGUCGCCCCUGGGCAGGUAUCGAGUGCUCACCAAGCACUUCAGAAAGGAGCUCGGGGCCAAGGCAGCCUUGGUGGAGUUCACUGAGUAUUUAAACCGAAGCUUCAUUCCCCAUCAAAUACCAGGCAAUGGGGGGCCCUGGAAAGUGAUCUUCCUGCCCCAAGUACCUGAUGUUGAGUUUCAGGAUAUGCCCAGUUUCCCUGCACAGCCCCAGGGGCAAGCAGUGGCAAAAGCUGCAGGUGAGGUAGGAGGCACAGGUGAGGCAGGAGGCGCAGGUGAGGGAGGAGCAGCAGGUGAGGCAGGAGGCACAGGUGAGGCAGGAGGCACAGGUGAGGCAGGAGCAGCAGGUGAGGCAGGAGGCGCAGGUGAGGGAGGAGCAGCAGGUGAGGCAGGAGGCGCAGGUGAGGGAGGAGCAGCAGGUGAGGCAGGAGGUGCAGGUGAGGCAGGAGGUGCAGGUGAGGGAGGAGCUGGAGAUGAGUUGAGAGUUGUAGAAGAGGCAAGAGAGUCAGAUGAGGGAGCCGCAGGUGAUACAGGAACUGCAGGUGAGGCAGGAGCUGUGGGUGAGGCAGGAGGGACAAAAGCCUGGGUCCAGCCUUGGCGCUGCACCCUACAGGCUGUGCUGGAAAACAGGGCCUACCGGGAACUGAGACCCUUUUCAGGGAGGGAGCAGCCAGGCCGCGAGGAAGAGUCCUUUGAGAGCUGGGUGGAGCACGCCAAAGAUAUGCUGCAGCUGUGGUACCAUGCGUCGGAAAGGGAGAGGAAGAGGUGGCUGCUGGAGAGCUUGGGCGGCCCGGCCCUGGAUGUCGUGAGCGGCCUCCUGGAGGAAGAUCCCAACUUGUCCGCGCUGGACUGCCUGGCAGCGCUGGGGCAGGUAUUUAGGAACCAGGACACUCGAAUGACUUCGAGGCUGAAGUUCCUGACCUGCACGCAGGGGCCCCAGGAGGGGCUGUUUGCCUUCGUGGUGCGCCUGGAAGGCCUGCUGCAGAGGGCUGUGGAGAAGGGGGCCGUCCACCCAGCCUUGGCCAACUACCUGCGAUUGCGGCAGGUGCUGUCUCGGGCCCGCCUAAGCGAGGCACUCCAGGAUACCCUGAGGGGGAUGCAGCUGGAAAGGAGGCCACCUGGCUUCCUGGGGCUGCUCCGGCUCAUCCGGGAGAUGGAGGCGUGGGCAGCUUCCCCAGCGAGGAGCCAGCAGGGUGUGGCCUGGCCAGCGGUCCCAGUGGAGAGUGAAGACCCAGCUGCUGCCCAGGCCUCCCCGGCCCAGGGGGACGCCAGCGAGUCUGAUCCUGGAGUGGAAGAUGCUGCCGAGGCCGCUUCUGCCACCAAAGAGGCUGCAAAGGGAGCCCCUGCCGCUGGGGAAGAUGAAAGUGCCCCUGCAGACCUCGAAGGCCUAGGUCAGGCAAGGCCCAUCGAGGUCCCCUGGAGCUCCUCCCCAGCCCGGAUGAGCAGUGCUGCCUGGGUGUUCCCAGGAGGUCCUAGCUGGGGUCCAGAGGGCCUCAUCCAGGUGAGAGGCCAGGAAGCCAGAAAUCCCCCACUGGAAGGGCUCCAGACCAUCUUGGAGGACCCCGAAAACGAGAAUGAGGACGGGGCUGGGGAUGCGGGCCAGCCCAAGUCCUCCCAGGGCAAAUAGGCUCCUAGGGCCCUGGGGCCUCCUCUCCUCUCAGGCAGUAGUGCCUUGGAGGCAGACGGAGGCCAGGCCAGGGCCAGUCUCUCACCCCACAUCAGGAGUAAGGGUCCCCCACUUCCUGCAAGGGGCUCUGGCCUCCACCCCCAUUCCUUCCCCGUGACCCAGAUGACCAGGUUUGAUACGAAAUGGGGUAGGGAGAGGCGCCCCUCCCUCCCUCCCUUGCACCCAGCACACCCAGCCCCAGCCCCAAACCCUGCUGCCACAGGGAACUGGCUUGGAGGGAGCCCUGAGUGGCCAGUUGUGGCCUGGGUGGGAGCACCUGAAGAUGUCUGCGCCCAGCCCAGGCCCUGAGUUGGGAGAGACAGGGGGAAAGAGGCCCUCUCAAUGGUGCCAGCUGCCUGGGUCGUUCAAGAGGGGUCCACCCACUUGCCAUCCCUGGGGCAGGCUGCCCCCUGUUCCGGGAAGCUCACCGUCACCUGUGUAGGCCCUGUGUGACCCACACGCCCAGCAGACGCCCACCCACUGCUAGCCAUCACUCCUGCGAAAUGUCGUGUACUGUGCGCCCAUGCAGACGGCCGCCUCUGGGCCUGGGGCACGUGCUGUGAGCUUCCUGCGAGCCCGGCUCUGCUCGCUGCUGUCCCGCAUCAUGAGCACCACCUCUGCUUUCCCGGCAUAGAUCUAGGCCAGGGACUGCUUGUUCUUGUGGAGCUGUGUGUGUUCUCUGAGCAGCUUCUCCCCGGAGGCCCCCAGCGCAGUCCCAGGAGAUGGCGGGAAGGAGGCGCCAGGGCACGGUGGACGCUCACCCCAUGACCGUGAUGGUGACCGUGACUGCGGGAAGAAGAACCAGACCUGGGGCAGAGUGGGGCUGCGUGAGGCUCCAUAGGGACUAUGCUUUGGCGUUCCAACCCUGUUGUUACUUGUGACUCAGUUUCCUCAGCCUGGUGAGGUGUUCCCUGGUGUUUCCCAGUGUUCUGUGACUGUUCUGUGAGGGCCAUAGGGAUGGGUUCAGGAGGGGGCUCCCUGAAGCCAGUGGACACUGCCAGAGUCCACUGUCCUGGCAAAAGGCAGACCCUGGGGCCCUCGGGAAGGAGGGAGGUGGCGGCAGGGGCAGCAGCGGGAGGGGAAGCAGAUGAGGCACCUUGCCAGGAACCCCAGGAGGAGGGGGCCCAGGACCUGUGGCCUGUGGUGGCCGUUUGCAGUUUCUCUCUGUAUUGUGGUUUCCUUCUCUUCGAUAGUUUCACUAUACGUUUCUCUUCAAUAAAUUUCAUUCCAUGUUCCA
Molecule: messenger RNA, 3554 nt
Organism: Macaca mulatta (Rhesus monkey)
Lineage: Eukaryota; Metazoa; Chordata; Mammalia; Primates; Cercopithecidae
Gene: PNMA6E
Product: PNMA family member 6E
Source: RefSeq, a predicted model, not a curated record